CUGUAUGUCCACGUGACCUGAAACAAAGCUUUGAUGCCAUCUCACAAUUUCAGCUGGAAGGUGACUGCAGGAAGAUUGUUCUGCUUUAUACGUAAUUAUAGCCUGGAAGGCAAGCCACUUUCUUACCAAAGAACAGAAACACUUCCAUAAUAAGUGAAUGAUCAUGUCGGAGUUCAAGAUGACUUUUGGUCCCGAGUGGCUCAGGGCUUUGGCUGGUGGGGACACAAAUACUGAAACGCAGAGCAAGUCAGUUGCUGUGAAGCGAUUCAAAUUGGCUGAUUUUCGGUAUGGGCGGGAGGAAAUGCUUGCUUUAUUUUCCGAAGCUGUCAAAAUGCCUAAAUCAUUGCAAGAUUUCGGUGACGUCAUUGUGCAAGAAACACAAUGUCAGCCUCUCUCAUUUAUUCCAAUGACCGAGGAAGAAGAGAGAUGUCAAGUCGCUGGCGUGAACAGUCAGGUAGUGCUACGAAUGACUGGUAGAGGCGCUCCAAUAAGAGGCAGAGGUGCAAUAAGAGGUAGCAGAGGCAGAGGGCGAGGUGAGGGUCAGCCUGGAACAUACAGGACAUUAUCAAAUGACGAAAGUGGGUACAGCAAUCAAAGAGACCAGUACACAAGAAGGCCUUGGACAGAAGGCGCAAGGGGUGGGAGCACAGAGCGAAUCUCAGGAAGAGGAGAACCCCCUGGAGUGCGCGGUGGACUUGAGCCUCGACCCCGAUUACCGAGCGACCGAGGAGGAGCAACAACUGAGAGAGAACCUUGGCGAAGUAUCAGUCAAGAAGAGGACGAUGGUGGUGGCUGGCGAAUUUCAGGGCAACGAUCAUGGCGAAAGGGCUCCGCAGAUGCUUCGCGAAACUGGCGGUCGGAUAAAAGCAAGGAUGAGGACAAUGAGAAUUCGCAGAGACGCUCCUGGAACAGGGCCAGUAGCACGAGUGGACUGCCAGAGUGGUGUGACGAUGAUGUGGAACAAGACGUUGGUACCUUUGACUCGUCAGGACAGUUCAAGUCUUUGCGAAGCGCCGAUGACCCUGCUUCAAAGACAGGCAAGGAUGAUACUACAGAGCCGGUAUUUGAGGAUUAUGAUGCUGGUUCAAAUAAGGUAGAAGCAACGGGGAAGAGGAAAAAUGAUUUUGGAGGCACAAUUAAUUACAUGGAUAGUGGUGUUAAAUCAGAAAAGGAGGGUGCCACCGCGAAUAAGGCCAGCCGAGAAUCGUCAUCUGAGCUUGAAAGUCAAGCAUCUUACAACCUCAACACAUCCUCUUCCGUUUCGCUGGAGACAGAACAACGCACAGAAAAGCGUUUAAAGGAGCUCUUGUCUUCAAAUCCCGUCAAAUCGCCAACUAAGAGCAUCACCCCUGGUCAUAUUUCAGUAUCCGAAUUAGAAAAAGAAUUUUCAUCUGUAAAUACAAAAGAGAGCAACUCAAGAAUUAACGAAAACGCUCGAAAGGUAGACGAUUUGACCAUUGAUGACGUAAGGUCAGUGCAACACGACAUGAGAAAAAUCUUGGCAGAAAGCCAUUCAAAGGCCUUUCCACGAGCUAACGACCACGAUGAAAAUGUCCCCAACAUUGAAGAUGAUAUAAAAAAUCUGAUUGACAAAUUGGAUGACGAGAUUGAUAAUAUAAACCCUACGAAUCAAAUGGCGCCCCAACAACCAGACACAAAUGACUGCAAUGUGUUGGAUCCAAGUAUAAUUUUUGCAAAGAAGGCUGAACCGGGCGGACUCAUCAAAGGAAUGCAAGCCUGGAUUUACCGAGAUCCACAAGGAGAAAUCCAAGGUCCAUUUUCAUGUGAAGAGAUGCUGGAGUGGUUCAAAGCCGGGUACUUUACCAUGGAACUUCUUGUUAGACGUGUUUGCGACGAAAUUUUUCUGCCGCUAGGCGACAUUAUCAAACUAUGGAACAGAGUGCCGUUCCAGCCUGGACCCGAGCCGCCCUCUAUCACUUCACAAGUUUAUGCUGCUCAGCUUGCUAGAAGGCAGCAGGGAGACCAUCUUACUAGAAGACAGCAGGGAGACCAUCUUGCUAGAAGGCAGCAGGAAGAGUAUCAGCGAAUCACAUCACAGCAAAGGAAAGUGCAACAACAGCGGCAGCAAAUUGAGCAACACGAACUGAGGAUUCUGCAACAAAUGAAGGAACAACAGCAGUUUAAUGAAAUGCAGCAAAGGCCUCAUAAUCUGAACUUUCCAGAAGAUGUCUCAAUCUGGGGAGAAAGUCCUACCCCAUCUCCAAAUCUCGCAUCCACGCCUUGGACGCCAACAUCGUCACACCCCGAUCCAGUCAUGUGGAAUAAUGCAAACUUACCGAAUGCAAAAUUGGAACACCACAGAAGCUCAGAGAAGAUUGGAGCCAAAUCUGAACCUGAUAUUGCGCAAAGUACAAGUGAAGCUAGGGAGGAUGCUGGUAUCAAAGCCUGGAAAACGAACGGGACUGCGGGCUCAACCUCUCCUGCAGAUUCAGACAUAAAACAAGGGGAAGAGUAUGACGCUGCAGUUGAGGAUAGGACAAAGGUUGGGCAAGGCUCAAAGAAAGUCAAGGAAAAGAAGAAGAAGCAAGACGGAGAAAAAAAGAAGAAAGAGGACAGAGACAAGCAGCAAAGGCAAGAUGAAGAAGCCCAGAGGACGCAAGAGAUUCUCGAAAAGCAACAACAGGAAUUUCUGGCAGCACAGAGAAAAAAAGAAGACGAAGAAAGAGAACACCAAAUGAAUGUUGAAAUGCAGCAGAGACAGUUGAAACAGCAACAGCAUAUGCUGCAUCAAAUGAAACAGCGGCAACUGCUGGUGCAACAGCAGCAAAAGCAGAAUCGUCAAGAAAGGAUUCAGCAAGAGCAAAGGAGACAAAACAUGAAUGAAGCUCAUACUUGGAAUAUUCCCAGUACUUCAAGUGCCCCGUCAUUGGCGGAAAUACAAAGAUUAGAGGAGGAGAGGCAGAUGUUGAUUCAUGAGAAAAUGAAGCAAAUUCAGGCACACGAGCAACAGUUGCAACAACAACAACAAAGAGCUGCUGCUGGCUGGACGGAAAAGGGUGGCCCCCCUGUGAUGUCACUGCGCCAAAUCCAGGAAGAAGAAUCCCGAAAGUUGUUGGCAAUGUCGAGAAACCAACACCAUCAACCGUUGAAUACACAGCAACCAAGGAUGAGCCAUGGACUACCAAAUGCUUCGGUGUGGACGAAGAGUGCGUCGAGCCCCGCUAACUUUGGUGCGUAUGAUAAUCUGUUUUGGGAUGACGUCAUGACAAGGUCAUCAUCCAUGCAAGAAUCUUCGCAAUUUUCAAAGGGCAGUUCCAAGCCUAGAGUCGUCAGUGACUCUGCAUUCCCUACCCUGAACGUGACAUCAAAACAAAACAAAAAGUCAAAAGAUGAGGAAGUUGUUCAUCGGCUGUUUCAACAAACAAAUCCUUGCGAUGACUUUGUUCACUGGGUGAAUAAAAACAUGCCAGGAAUCGCCAGAUAUGUUGAUGUGCCAACAUUUGUGAGUUUCUUGCAAGAAAUAGAGUCGCCAUACGAGGUCAAUGAAUACAUUAGAAGCUAUUUCGGAGAGUUUGGUAAUGCUGAAAAGUUUGCAAAGGAAUUCCUGGAAUGGAACAGAAGAAAUAGAAAGCAGCGAUCACCCCAAAGCACCACUCCGACCACUAACUCAGAAGCUGCCGUGUCAAGUGGAUAUGAUGUGAUAUCCCCCGAAGGGGAUGACCCAAACGGAAGAAGGAAGAAGCACAAGAAACGCAUGCAGAAAGUGAGCCCAAACUUGCUUGGCUUCAGCUGUAAUGCCAAUCCUGAUAUGGUCAAUAGAGGGGAAAUACAAAGUGCUAUGGACGCAUGGAGCACAAAGUAAAAAGCCACGAGCCCAAGACACCUGUCUUCUCGUUAACAAACUCAGUAGUUGCAUUUUGAUGGUAUUGCGGUUUUUCUAUUUCCGGAGGUCAACUUCGUUUACACAAAAAUCGGCUAAGCCUUCAACCAGUCAGGUCAUUGGAAAGAUAAAUCUGUUUUUUAUGAUUUUAUGAGUGUGUUUUUGUUAAGAUGGUAGCUGGCAGGUCAAAUUGUAUUUCUGCUAAGGUUUGCUUUUAAUCUUUGUAGUUGAUUAUAGUUGUUAAAUGCAUGCCUCGAAUGCAUUGAAAAUGGGGUUUGCUUCAGAUUUAAACGCCUGUACACUUAAGAAAGUGACAUAAGAAAGUGCAAUUUGUGAGGAUGUUACAUCAAACUCGUGGCAGACAUAAAGCAAGCACUAUCGUUAGGGUAAAUGAAUGUUUUGUUGAAAAUGCAUUGCUCGCAUUUAAGUUUUCGGCGUUUCUGUUAUCAGAUAUUAUUAAGCCAAACGAGGUAUUGUUUUCCACUAUCAAAUCGCGGUGGCUCUAGAAUGGCCGUUUUAGAGAGAAGAGCAGUUAUUAUUAGCAGGCCAUUGAUCAUCUAUGGCGUUUUCCUAGUGGCCAGUUCAUUAUAAGCAAGAUCUUCACUUGCUAGAGCGUUGCCCUAUGGGCGCCAAAGUAACGCAUCGACUUGCAUUUUAAAGCAGUGCUUUUUGUGUCAUCAGGUUUCGUCCUAGAAUUCACUCGCAAACAGCUAUCUUUGUGUUAGAUUUUGCGUUGUAUUUCUACAGCUACAAUUUGAAAUAUUUCUACAGUUAGUUUCAACUGCGCGCCUUAAAUACUAAUUCAUGUACCUUAUUGCCGCAAUGAAAGCCAGUUUUGCAUUAAAAGUUUUUAAACUUCCCUACUCGCGUAAAUUUUGUAUAAAUUCUGUGUCAAUGAGAUCAGGUGUCAAGA
Rhopilema esculentum is the source of this 4754-nucleotide messenger RNA. RefSeq names its product GRB10-interacting GYF protein 2. The record is from RefSeq and is a predicted model, not a curated record. Gene Ontology annotation, molecular function: protein binding. Lineage: Eukaryota; Metazoa; Cnidaria; Scyphozoa; Rhizostomeae; Rhizostomatidae. Gene Ontology annotation, cellular component: cytosol.